Anopheles arabiensis is the source of this 1740-nucleotide messenger RNA. It is a transcript of the gene Ppox, whose product is annotated as protoporphyrinogen oxidase. The coding region runs from base 152 to 1588 and encodes 478 amino acids. Gene Ontology annotation, biological process: heme biosynthetic process. Lineage: Eukaryota; Metazoa; Arthropoda; Insecta; Diptera; Culicidae. Gene Ontology annotation, cellular component: mitochondrial inner membrane. Gene Ontology annotation, molecular function: protoporphyrinogen oxidase activity, oxygen as acceptor. The record is from RefSeq and is a predicted model, not a curated record. The transcript is spliced from 2 exons.
GUCGACAUCGACUUUUUGACAGCGUUCGGCUUUUUUUGUAAACAAAACACCUAACUCCUUGUUAUCACAACAUUACUAACUCAGGGGCAGUCCGUACAAAACCAUGCCAUCGUAGGCAUUGCGGUCAAUUUUGUAGAGACACAUCAUCACAAUGACUGCCAUCCUCGGCGCCGGUAUCAGUGGACUGGCGGCAGGCCAUUACUUGCUCAGGAAAACACCGACUCUACCUCUUACCAUUUACGAAGCAACGGAUCGUAUCGGUGGUUGGAUUCGUUCAGAACGCAGCCCCGACCAUGGAUACGUGUUUGAAGCCGGACCGCGCACCAUUCGUCCUAAGGGCCCAGCGGCAAGCAACACGCUCGAGCUGAUAGAAGAACUUGGCCUUACCGAUCAGGUGUACUCCAUUAGCUCCAACCAUACGGCCGCCCGGAAUCGUAUGAUUUACGCGAAGGGCAAAUUGAAUCUGCUUCCCAACUCACUCGGAGGCGUGCUGAAAACGGUGCCGCCCUUCACGAGACCUCUGUACUUUGCCGCCUUUCACGAUCUGCUGGCCGGCCGGUCCAAAACUGCGCUGACCGAUGAAUCUAUGUACUCGUUCGUGGAACGAAGGUUCGGCAAGGAGAUUGCGGACUACGCGGUCAGCUCGAUGCUGUGCGGCAUUUGUGCCGGGGACGCUAAACAGAUCAGCGUUAAAUUUCUCAUGAAAGAUCUUUUCGAGCGCGAACAGCGCCAUGGCGGUGUAAUUGUGGGGCUGCUCAAGGAGGCACUUCAGAAUCGGAAAAAGAAACAACCGCAGAGCGUUAAAAAGCCCGCCACCCAGAUGGCACGGUUGGCCGACAGGGCAAAGGCGGAGAAUUGGAGCAUCUAUUCGAUCCGUGGCGGUUUGCAGACGUUGCCGGAAACGUUGGCCACCGAUCUGCAGGCAAAGGGCGCAUCGAUCGUAACGGGCACCAAGUUCGAAGAGCUAACCUUCGACGGAGACCGGGUGGUGCUGCGGGUCGAUGGGAAGGAGCAGCUGCUGCAGCAUCUCGUUAGCAGCAUCCCGAGCUACAAGCUGGCCAAGCACGUCCAGAAGCAACACCCCCAGCUGGCCAGCACGCUGAGCAGCAUCCCGUUUGUGGACGUAUGCGUGAUCAAUCUGCGGUACCGGAGGGGCGAUUUGUUGCAGCAAGAUGGCUUCGGCUUUCUGGUGCCUCCGAUCGAAAACCUACCGAUACUGGGUGUCAUUUUCGACAGCUGCUGCUUCGACAUGGACGACAACACGGUGCUGACUGUGAUGAUGGGAGGAGCGUGGUUCGAGCAGUGGUUCGGGAAAAACCCGUCCGACGAGCAUUUGCUCGGGGUCGCACUCGAGCACAUUAAGAAGAUCUUGCACAUUGAGCAGCAGCCCGACAGUUACAAGGUAAACUUGCUACGCAAAUGCAUUCCCCAGUACACCGUUGGCCACCAGGAUCGGGUGAAGGCCAUCCGGGCGUAUGUAGAGCAGCAUCGGCUUCCGCUGUCGCUGUGCGGUGCUUCGUACGACGGUGUAGGGGUGAAUGACGUUAUACUAUCUGCUAGGAAGAAUGUUGAGACGAUACAACAAUAAAAACGACAGCCACUAUUCUUCUCUUCGAUGUAUGUUGCAGGCGGGAUUUGGUUUCGGGAGCACACACGCACUGCCUAUUUAAGUCUGAUACUUGAUUCACAAUAAAGAUAUGUUUUUGACAUACUGGUAACUCUUUGAAAGACAGUGAACAA